This is a messenger RNA of Apus apus (common swift), 3127 nucleotides long. It is a transcript of the gene CPLX4, whose product is annotated as complexin 4. Gene Ontology annotation, biological process: regulation of neurotransmitter secretion; neurotransmitter transport; synaptic vesicle exocytosis. Gene Ontology annotation, cellular component: SNARE complex; terminal bouton. The transcript is spliced from 3 exons. Lineage: Eukaryota; Metazoa; Chordata; Aves; Apodiformes; Apodidae. Gene Ontology annotation, molecular function: syntaxin binding. The coding region runs from base 2519 to 3001 and encodes 160 amino acids. The record is from RefSeq and is a predicted model, not a curated record.
GUUGUUCAGUUUGAAUGCUUUGAGCUCUGGCUUCCGUCCUACCUGGUACUGGGGAGUUAGCAGCAAUGGGAGGCUGAAUCCAGCCUCCCUUCAUUCUGUGCAAAGGGCUUGCAGCCUGUCUUGCAGCCUAACACAAGGGUGACUGACCCAGGGGUAACACUGACUCAAAAGCUGCUGCUAAGACAGACUUGCUGGAGUAUCAGGCACUUCUGGUCAAAUGUGAAGCACUGUGUCAGCUUCAAACUCUCUUUGAAGCAACUCAAGUUGCUUGCUGGCUGCUUUGGGUACCUCAUUGUGUACCUGAGCUAAAGACUGCCUCCAUCUCUGAUGGUUUUUCUGCAGAUUCCCCAAGCUGCUGUUACCUGGGCACUCUGCUCCUCUCUGCUGGAAUACCACAGGCCUGCCCAAAUUAAGGCAGUCUGGCUCUGGUGUUUUUGUGGGGUUUGUUUGGGUUUUUUUUAAAUUAUUAUUCUAUCCAGUAAACUGUGAUAACCUGCCCCAAGAAGACUAAGAAUUCUCUCACUGACCUUUGUUUCCCCCAGCCAGGAGCAACUUCUUACUAGCUGGGGGAGAUAAAUCUUUAAUUGCAUCUAUCCAAGCCGAGAAAGCCCUAAAAUGCUUACUUUUCCUGUGCAAGUGAUCUAAUGUGAUCCAACUUCCAUAAAAGGGGACACACACUUCUAGGGGGAUGGAGUGAGGGUAAGAGUCUUAGUCCUUCCAAAGAGCACAGAUACUUCUGCACUGGGUGGCUGGGGUUGAGCGGUGCCACCGAGCUGGGGGAUGCUGCCAGCCCUGCUGCUCUCGGUGCCUCGGACAGGCAGCAAAGCAGCCAGGCAAGUCUCUGGGCAUAAGAAAAAUCUGCCUGACUUUGCCAGACCAAUUUUGAAUUAACUCAAAAUGCCUACUGUGAUCUUAAUACUGGAUUUUUAGUUACUAAAUUCUGCCAGAUAAAAUAUUUUACUUAAUUUUGUGCUUUUGGCUUAAGGCUAAUCCAUGCUCAAAUUGAGCAUUCUCUGCUGAAGUUGGGAUUAGCUAUCACAGACCAUCUCAAGUCUAUGAUCUCAGUUCUAGCCCUUUGGGCAAGUACAAUGCAGUUUUGGUAAUCAGAGUCAGAGCUGGUCAGAUGUAAAGUUAAUUGUUCCCACAAAUUCUUGCAACAUGUAUAGUUCUAAAAGUGCACAGUGAUUAUAAAAAUCAAUUUUGACUUAAGUAAAAUAAUUCAUAGGUAUUUGUAGUAUAUUAAAGUAGUUCUGUUGUGAUUUGGAAUUCCUGCUUCUGAAUUAUGCUUUAUUUAAAAAAUAAAGUUUCUUGUUUAAUCCUUAAUAAUCCAGGAUUACGGAACAUCCUGCUUUUUUUAAUAGUAACAGGUCUGCUUUAAUUAGAAAGGCUCAAAUACAGAUUAAGGCAUUAGGCAAACUGGAAUCCUCCCAUCAGUAAAAUGAUGAGAGUGCUGAGAGAACCAUUUAGAUAAUCAAAAUUACAGAAUGUUUCAUUAAGGUAUGCACAGUCAGAGUAGGAUAAAUGAAAAAUAAUGAACUUCUGAGACCUAGUAAAUUAUUUUCUUUCCAAAGUAGUCUAUGAUCUAGGUAGCAGAUCCUGCAAAUCUUCACCUGAAGGUGAAGGCCAAUGAUGUGAAUGUGAAGUUUGAAGAAGAGGUCCUGCCCAAGCAAUCCACAAACAAAAGAUUCCAAAGCUGCAUCACAGCGUAUCAAAUCAGUCAGAUUAAUUUCUCCUUUACUGACAGUCUGAUUAAAACCACCAGGGCAGCACCAGUCAAGGUGGUGAUCUGGACGGAGACAGCCUGGGGCAGGCUGAAAUAAGCCCUAAGGAAUGGAAAGCAGGAAGAUGUGAUUUGCUUUUUUUGUCAUUACUUUCUUUAAAAAAGAUAAUAAAAAUGAUAGCAGUAACCUGUGAGACAAAGCGAGCAUCUGAAAAGUGCAUGGAGAAAAUGAAUUUGAUACACGUUCUGUUCAAUAGAAUAUUAAUGGAUAAAAAGGAUUUGGGCUUUUGCUUAAUAAAGAAUUCCAGUUUUCAAAUCUCAUUUGAUGGUGUAGAUCCAAAAGGGUUUUCUACUCGGCAGCACAAGUUUUGCCAUUUCACUGUGGCCAUUUAGUCAACCAGGUUUUUAGUUCAGAUCUGUUGUGUUCAGGGAAUGUUUUCAUCUCUGUGAAAGUGAGAGUUUGAGGACUGAAGAAGUCAAAAUGCUGUUGCACAGUAUAAUUGAUUUUGUGUGUGUACAAUUAGCUUAAAGCAUUAAUAUAAAAAGCAGGUAGCUGCAUCUAAUGAUUUUUUUUGAGUAAUCUGAACCAUCUGCCUCUAGAUAUUAAGGAGUUCACUCUUUAAUCCAGAUUAUGGCUGACAAACUGGUUUUGGCAUUCACGUUUCACUAGCACUGUGCCCUUGAAGAGCUGGUGUGGCUGUAGAAACUCUUGCUGACAACCACUGGGUUUGGAAAGGUUCUUGGUUUGGUUUGGCUUUCUCGUAGUUGUUGGCUUAUAGCUCCUUUUCUCUUGAGAAGAUGGCUUUUCUAAUGAAAAGUAUGUUGAGCAACCAGGUAAAGAAUUUGGGACUUGGAGGUGGAGGGGAAGAAACCAAAGAAGAAAACACUCCUUCUGACCCAGCAGCAGCUGCAGGAAUGACCAGAGAGGAGUAUGAGGAAUAUCAAAAGCAAAUGGUUGAGGAGAAGAUGGAAAGAGAUGCUGCAUUUGUACAGAAAAAAGCAGAGCGAGCCUGUCUGAGGGUUCAUCUGAGAGAAAAGUACAGACUCCCCAAGAGUGAAUUGGAUGAGAAUCAAAUACAGAUGGCUGGAGAUGAUGUGGGUUUGCCAGAAGACCUGGCAAAGAUGGUAGAAGAAGAUCAGGAGGAGGAAGAGGACAAGGACUCUAUCCUGGGACAGCUGCAAAACCUCCAGAAUAUGGACAUGGAUACGAUCAAAGAAAAGGCACAAGCCACCUUCACUGAAAUUAAACAGGCUGCUGAGCAGAAAUGUUCUGUGAUGUAAAAGAGACACCACUAUCCACGGGCUGCCAAUUCAGUCUUGUCUCACAGGGGCUGCAGAGAGAGGGCAGGCAGGGGAAUGCACGUAGCUCUAUAGCAUUAAAUGUCAAUAUAGAAGAGCAAGAGAGAG